Messenger RNA from Mucor mucedo, 1552 nucleotides. RefSeq lists its product as uncharacterized. The coding region runs from base 48 to 1364 and encodes 438 amino acids. The transcript is spliced from 6 exons. Gene Ontology annotation, biological process: tricarboxylic acid cycle; succinyl-CoA metabolic process. Gene Ontology annotation, cellular component: mitochondrion; succinate-CoA ligase complex. Lineage: Eukaryota; Fungi; Mucoromycota; Mucoromycetes; Mucorales; Mucoraceae. The record is from RefSeq and is a predicted model, not a curated record. Gene Ontology annotation, molecular function: succinate-CoA ligase (ADP-forming) activity; ATP binding.
AAUAAAUCAUUAUCUUUCCUUUUCUUUUUCUUUGGUUUUUUUUAAAAAUGUUCAAUUCUUUGCGUGCUGCUACUUCUAUCGCACAACGUGCCUCUUUGGUUGCCCGUAAGCCUCUCCAACAACAACAAAAGCGUUUCCUUAACAUCCAUGAAUACCUCUCUGUCAAGCUUUUAAGAGAUUAUGGUAUCAACGCCCCCAAGGGUGAGGUUGCCAACACUCCUCAAGAAGCUUACGAGAUCGCAAAGAGCCUUGGUUCCGAUGACCUUGUCAUCAAGGCCCAAGUUCUCGCUGGUGGUCGUGGUAAGGGUACUUUUGAUAACGGAUACAAGGGCGGUGUUAAGACUUUCAACACACCCGAACAAGCUAGAGAACUCGCUGAAAAGAUGCUUGGUCACAACUUAGUUACCAAGCAAACUGGUGCCGAGGGUAAGCCUUGUAACGCAGUUUACAUUUGUGAACGUAAAUAUGCUCGUAACGAAUACUACUUCGCUAUCUUAUUGGACCGUAAGUCUGCUGGUCCCGUUAUUGUUGCCUCUAGCCAGGGUGGUGUUGACAUUGAAACCGUUGCCGCACAAACUCCUGAGGCUAUUAUUACUUUGCCUAUUGACGUCAAGGUUGGUUUCACCAAAGAAAUUGCUUUGAACCUUGCCAAGGAAAUGGGAUUCACUCCCAAGGGUCAAGAACAAGCUGCCGAUACUUUCCUCGGUCUCUUCAAGCUCUUCAAUGAAAGAGAUGCCACUCAAGUUGAAAUCAAUCCUUUGUCUGAAUCCAGUGAUAACCAAGUCCUCUGUAUGGAUGCCAAGUUGAACUUCGAUGACAACGCCAGUUACAAGCAAAAGGAAGUUUUCGAUUUCCGUGAUUUCACUCAAGAAGAUCCUCGUGAAAUUGCUGCUGCCAAGUACAACUUGAAUUAUAUUGGUUUAGAUGGUAACAUUGGUUGUUUAGUAAAUGGUGCUGGUCUUGCUAUGGCCACUAUGGAUAUUAUUCAACUCCACGGUGGUAAGCCCGCCAAUUUCUUGGAUGUUGGUGGUGCUGCUACUCCCGAAGCUGUUAAAGCUGCUUUCGAGAUUAUCACAUCCGACCCUAAUGUUUCAUCAGCCUUUGUAAAUAUUUUCGGUGGUAUUAUGCGUUGUGAUGUUAUCGCAGAAGGUAUUAUUGCUGCUGCUAAGGAUUUGGACCUCAAGAUUCCUUUGAUCGUCCGUCUUCGUGGUACCAAGGUUGAAGAGGCCAAGAAGUUGAUUGCUGAAUCUGAUCUCCGUAUCUUUGCUAUCGAGGAUUUGGAUACUGCUGCUCAAAAGGCUGUCAAAUUCUCCAAGAUUGUCACAUUAGCUAGAGAAGCCAAUGUUGAUAUCAAAUUUGUCUAAAUUAUUCCAUCCCUCUUGUUAAAAUAACUUUUUCAUUAUACUCACUCACACUUUACACUCAAACAUCCUUGUAUGAUAUAUAUAAAAAGGAAAUAGAAUUUCUUAAUAUCUGAAGCACUUCAACAUUAUUGUAUUUGUGAUAAAAAAAGCAUCAUCAGGGAUGGCGAAUGUUGCCAGUGUCAUUUUAU